Messenger RNA from Rhinichthys klamathensis goyatoka, 1810 nucleotides. It is a transcript of the gene cables2a, whose product is annotated as Cdk5 and Abl enzyme substrate 2a. Gene Ontology annotation, biological process: regulation of cell cycle. The record is from RefSeq and is a predicted model, not a curated record. The transcript has 10 exons. The coding region runs from base 27 to 1589 and encodes 520 amino acids. Lineage: Eukaryota; Metazoa; Chordata; Actinopteri; Cypriniformes; Leuciscidae.
UCUGCUUUUAGCUUACUCACAGUAGAAUGGCGGCCGCUGCCUGCGGUCCUCGCGUCUGUCCGAGGACUAAUUCAGCCAAACCACACAAAGAACACCUGCGAAAAACCCGGGAUUCCCGUCGCAGACAAGCAGCACUAUUGUUUCUCACCAAUAUAUCCUUGGACGGGCGACCGGUUUACAACCUAAGCAAUGGAAUCGUUGGCCCCAGGGAAGCCGAGAGCCGGUGUGUAGAUGUCGGUGUGUCGUCGUCGGUGACGGGUCCCCCUCUGUCGACAUCCAGCAGCUACGGAACCUUCACACAAGUGACAUCCUCCAUCAGCGGAGGAACUGCGACCCCUAUACCAAACACAUACCCUGCUCCUCUGAGCCCCCCUCCAGCAUUAAACCAAGGGAGCAGCGACGUUUUUACUGAGGAUGGACGAGCAGAUCCUUUGUCAGUCCAGGCACCCCCUCUUUCACCGACCUCUGGACCGCUGAAUCCGGUUUUAGGAUCAAGUAAACCACCCAGCCAAUUCCCGGGCUCCAACCCUGUGCCUGAUCCCCGUCAAAGGACACGUAACCUUUCUGGGUCUCCGGGGCCAAAGGUUUCCAAGAAAGUUCACUUCAUCAAGAAUAUGAGACCAUAUGAUACUCGAGGGAGUAGGGUUGUGCUGAUCUGUGCCAAGAGAUCCCUGUGUGCUGCUUUCUCUGUAUUGCCCUAUGGAGAGAGUUAUCACAUCAGUGACUCUAAACUAGAAGCCCAGAGACAGAGACACUCUUCUGGUGGUGGAGUUGAAAUAGUCCCUGGAUUAGAGGGAGUGGAGGUGGACUUUGGAAAGACAGUAUCAUAUGCCCGUUUUCUGCUCCCAACUAAUGCCUUGGUCAGGCAGAAGAGCAGUGGCCCACCUGACAUCAGUACAGCUCAGACGGCAAUGUCUCGAAACCGUAUCAACGGGCAGAAGAACUUCACCCCUUCCCGAAUCAACAGCACAGUUAUACAAGAUACUGGUUUUCUGUCCUCUUCAGAAGUCAUCAAUAGUCCAACUGCUACAAUGACUGGUGUGGACGAGCUGUCAGACUAUGACCCCAACUUACUCAGUGACCCCCAGUGGCCUUGUGGGAAGCACAAACGAGUGUUAAUUUUUGCAUCUUAUGUGACAACCGUUAUAGAGUAUGUGAAACCGUCUGACUUGAAGAAAGACAUGAAUGAGACGUUCAAGGAGAAGUUUCCUCACAUAAAGCUAACACUAAGCAAAAUCAGAAGUUUGAAAAGGGAGAUGCGCUCAGUGAGCGAGGAGUGUGGCCUACAGCCAGUUACCAUAGCGAUGGCCUUUGUUUACUUUGAGAAGCUGGUUCUGCAAGGGAGGUUGAACAAGAAUAACCGAAAGCUGGUGUCUGCCGCCUGCGUUUUACUAGCUGCCAAGAUUAGCAGCGACCUCAAGAAACAAGAGGUCAAGCAACUGAUUGAUAGGUUGGAGGAGCGUUUCCGGAUAAAUCGCAAAGAGUUGAUUUCCCUGGAGUUCACGGUUCUGGUUGCCUUGGAGAUGGCACUCUACCUCCCGGACAGCAAGGUCAUGCCUCACUAUCGCAGGCUGGUACAGCAGGGCUGAAAUGGAGAGGGCCCUUAAAGGGAUAGUCCACCCCAAAAUGAUUUACUCACCCUGAUGUUGUUCCAAACCUGUAUGACUUUCUUCUGCAGAACACACACAAAAAAAUAGAUAUAUAGAAGAAUGUUGGACCAUCCAAACCAUUUUGGUUACCAUUGACUUCCAUUGUAUGGACAAAAAACACUGAAACUUUCUCAAAAUAUUUUCUUCUGUAGAACAUAGAA